Messenger RNA from Fundulus heteroclitus (mummichog), 3160 nucleotides. RefSeq names its product protein phosphatase 2, regulatory subunit B', delta (gene ppp2r5d). Gene Ontology annotation, biological process: signal transduction; protein dephosphorylation. The transcript is spliced from 17 exons. NCBI's taxonomy places the organism in Eukaryota, Metazoa, Chordata, Actinopteri, Cyprinodontiformes, Fundulidae. The record is from RefSeq and is a predicted model, not a curated record. Gene Ontology annotation, cellular component: nucleus; protein phosphatase type 2A complex; cytosol. Gene Ontology annotation, molecular function: protein phosphatase activator activity. Bases 128 to 1939 code for a protein of 603 amino acids.
CUCAGCCAAUAGGAAGCGGCGUUUGGAGGAGCGGGCGCAGGAGCGGAGACAGACCGAGUGACAGCGUCUGAUUCCCGGGGAGCAGGACCGCAGGAGCUCCGUGGGCAGAGCCAGCGCCGCGGACAAGAUGCCGAACAAGCCGAAGAAGGAGAAGGAAUCCAGCAAAUCUUCCAAAAGCAGCUCGAAGAACAACAACAGCAGCGGGAAGGAUGCUGCUCCAGAGAACCCUGAGGAGGCGCAGCAGCAGAGCGGCAGCAAGCGGCCCAGCACCAGCACGCCUCCGCCCACCCAGCUCAACAAGAUCAAGUACUCUGGAGGUCCUCAGCUGGUGAAGAAGGAACGCCGCCAGAGCUCCUCGCGCUUCAGCCUGACGCGGAACCGGGAGCUGCAGAAGCUGCAGAACCUCAAAGAUGCGGCGCCCCCGGAACGUGAGGAACUCUUUGUGCAGAAGCUGCGGCAGUGCUGCGUUCUCUUCGACUUCAUCGCCGACCCGCUCAGCGACCUGAAGUACAAGGAGGUGAAGAGGGCGGGGCUUAACGAAAUGGUGGAGUACAUCACGCACAACAGCGAGGUGGUGACCGAGUCCAUCUACCCGGAGGCCGUCUUCAUGUUCUCUGUGAACGUGUUCCGCACCCUUCCUCCGUCCUCCAACCCGACCGGAGCCGAGUUCGACCCUGAGGAGGACGAGCCGACGCUGGAGGCGGCCUGGCCUCACCUGCAGCUGGUGUACGAGUUCUUCCUUCGCUUCCUGGAGUCUCCCGACUUCCAGCCAAACGUUGCCAAGAAGUACAUUGACCAGAAGUUCGUGCUGGCGCUGCUGGAGCUGUUUGACAGUGAGGAUCCCAGGGAGAGGGACUUCCUGAAGACCAUCCUCCACCGCAUCUACGGCAAGUUCCUGGGCCUCCGCGCCUACGUCCGCCGGCAGAUCAACAACAUCUUCUACAGGUUCAUUUAUGAGACGGAGCAUCACAAUGGCAUCGCCGAGCUGCUGGAGAUCCUGGGCAGCAUCAUUAACGGCUUCGCUCUGCCGCUGAAAGAAGAACACAAGAUGUUUUUAAUCCGGGUUCUGCUGCCGCUUCAUAAAGUCAAGUCUCUGAGUGUGUACCAUCCUCAGCUGGCCUACUGUGUGGUCCAGUUCCUGGAGAAGGACAGCAGCCUGACGGAGCCGGUGAUCAUGGGUCUGCUGAAGUUCUGGCCCAAGACUCACAGCCCGAAGGAGGUGAUGUUUCUGAACGAGCUGGAGGAGAUUCUGGACGUCAUCGAGCCGUCUGAGUUUGUGAAGGUCCAGGAGCCGCUCUUCAGACAGCUGGCCAAGUGUGUGUCCAGCCCACACUUCCAGGUGGCUGAGAGAGCGCUGUAUUACUGGAACAACGAGUAUAUCAUGAGUCUGAUCAGCGACAACGCCGUCAAGAUCCUCCCCAUCAUGUUCCCCGCCCUCUACAAGAACUCCAAGAGCCACUGGAACAAGACGAUCCACGGGCUGAUCUACAACGCCCUGAAGCUCUUCAUGGAGAUGAACCAGAAGCUUUUUGACGACUGCACCCAGCAGUACAAAGCUGAGAAACAGAAAGAGAAGUACAAGCUGAAGGAGCGGGAGGAGGUGUGGCUGAAGAUCGAGGAGCUGGCCCGACAGAACCCGCAGAGCAACAGGCUGCAGCGCCUCCGCCCAGGACUCCGCCCACAGGAGGAGUUCCUGAUGUACAGCGACGGCGGUCUGGCCGUGUUCUCCAUGGAGACGGAGACGCCAACGACGGAGGACAUCCAGCUGCUGAAGAAAAGCAUGGAGACCGAAGCCUCGCAGGGCGUGAAGGACCUGAAGAAGGAGAAGGCCCUGAUGAGGAGGAAGUCCGAGCUGCCGCAGGACGUCUACACCAUCAAAGCUCUGGAGGCUCACAAGAGGGCCGAGGAGUUCCUCACAGCCAAUCAGGAGGCUCUCUGACCGCCCUGAGCCUGGCUCCGCCCCCCACCGGCCCACCUGUGUCCGGCUGUCUCAGCGCUGCGCUGUGAUUGGACGUCAGCCUUUCUGCGCCUGAACGCAUCAUCAGCUGCAGAGACCGAAGAUCCAUCCUGACGAGCUGCGCCGGUUCCGGCUCGGUUCUGCAGCAGAACGGGCCGAACAUCAGCUGCAUCACCGCCGGAGCGUUUGGGCCCAACGGGUCAGAACCCGCUGGCCUCAGAGAAGCAGAACAAAGGCACGGUUCCACUGGGCCGCCUGUUUUAGAUCGGGCCCGGUCCAGAAGGGCCCGGUCCGCUCAGAGAAGGUUCUGUAUGUCAGGUCGUCUCCUGGAGGAAUCUCUCUGUCGGCAGAGACAGAAGCGGGUCGGCGCCGUUCAGCGGGCCGUCGGGCCUCAGGGUUCCCUGGAGUCCGGUUCUGCAGACGGCGGCUGUUGUUCUCCGCUAAGUUAGAACCUGAGAUCUUACCUGGUUAACAGAACCUCUGCUGAGCGGCGCCGGUUCCACGUUUGAUUGAAACAAACGCAGGAAAGUGGGCGGAGCCGGUGGAACCGGGCCUUCAGAUGGAUGCUUGUAGAACCCUGGUUCUGGUUCUGUUGUGUUCAGGUUUCAGGACGGGCGCUCCACCACCUUUAACCUCACCUGACUCGACCAAUCAGCUGCAGCCUCACUUCUGAUGAACGAAUGGGAGACAGGGAACGCAGACGUCCAAUCAGAGGCGAGGAUGAGGAGGCGUGGCCUGCUGACGGGAAGUCUACAGCCAGGUAGAACCUCAAAGGAUCCAGAACGUCUCACCUGGUUCCUCCUGGUUCUGCUGAGCUGACCUGAAUGUACUCAGCCCUCCUACAGAUGGCGCUGUUCACCUACACAGGUGGAUGUUUCUGAGGUGGGCGGAGCUUCGUCAUGUGACUGCAUCCCCACAUAAAGGCCUCGGCCCCCCCACCAUCCCCUCACUGGACAGAACAGGACCGGUUCUGGGUCCAGACCCGGUUCCGUGACACUACAACGUGACGCCACUUCCUGUCAUGGUGUACAGACGUUUAAUCAGAUGUUCAUGUAUGUACAGAGAAAAUAAAUCCGGCCAUGUUGGACCGGGUUCCACACAGAAAUCACUGGUUCUGACAGAAACACGCUAACAGAACCUGGUCCACAUGGUUCCUUCACAGGAAACAAUCAGAUUCUAAUAAUAAAAUACAUGAACUACUAA